CCAGCUCUGCCGGUGACUCUUUCAGAUUCUCGCCCCCAGGUCGGGAGGAUUCGGUGUUGAGCUACGAGACAGUGAUGCAGAUGGAAGUGCACUAUGCUCGCCCCAUUAUCAUCCUGGGGCCCACCAAGGACCGAGCGAACGACGAUCUGCUCUCCGAGUUCCCUGACAAGUUCGGCUCCUGCGUCCCCCACACCACGCGGCCGAAGCGGGAGUACGAGGUGGACGGGCGGGACUAUCACUUCGUGGCGUCGCGGGAGAAGAUGGAGAAGGACAUCCAGGGCCACAAGUUCAUCGAGGCCGGGCAGUACAACAGCCACCUGUACGGGACCAGCGUCCAGUCCGUGCGUGAGGUGGCCGAGCAG
This is a messenger RNA of Terrapene triunguis (Three-toed box turtle), 362 nucleotides long. RefSeq names its product disks large homolog 4-like. NCBI's taxonomy places the organism in Eukaryota, Metazoa, Chordata, Testudines, Emydidae. Gene Ontology annotation, biological process: AMPA glutamate receptor clustering; postsynaptic neurotransmitter receptor diffusion trapping; chemical synaptic transmission. Gene Ontology annotation, cellular component: neuromuscular junction; postsynaptic density membrane; neuron projection. The record is from RefSeq and is a predicted model, not a curated record. The transcript is spliced from 3 exons. The annotation marks the transcript as partial.